Molecule: messenger RNA, 2222 nt
Organism: Cyprinus carpio (common carp)
Lineage: Eukaryota; Metazoa; Chordata; Actinopteri; Cypriniformes; Cyprinidae
Exons: 2
Coding region: 936-1865 (309 amino acids)
Source: RefSeq, a predicted model, not a curated record
UUCAUAUUCCAGGAUAUAUAAAAUAGAUAAUGGUACUCCACAAGGAAGUGUGUGCAGUCCAGUAUUGUUUAAUAUCAUGAUAAAUGAUGUGUUCCAGAAUGUCAAAAUAGAUAUAGGAAGAUCUCUCUAUGCUGACGAUGGAGCGAUAUGGAAAAGGGGUCAUAAUGUAUCUCAUGUGAUAAGAGUCAUACAAUUAGCGGUUAAUGAAGUGGAGAAAUGGGCGAACAAAUGGAGUUUUCGACUAUCGGUGACUAAAACUCAGCUAUUAUGUUUUGCGAAGAAGAAUCAUAUUCCAGAAAUAAAAGUGAAGUUAUAUGGACAAGUACUUGAACAAGUUAAAGAUAUAAGAUAUCUAGGAAUAUGGAUGGAUUCCAGGUUGACCUUUAAGAUACAUAUUCAGAAGUUGAUUGAUAAGUGCAAAAAAAGGAAUAAUAUACUUAGAUGUCUAACAGGAAUGGAAUGGGGAGCUAGUAGGAAAUCUUUAUUAAGAAUAUAUAGUGCACUGAUUAGGUCAGCAAUUGAUUACGGAUGCAUAAUUUAUGGAUCUGCUUCUAAAUCCUUGAUUAAAAAAGUAGAAAUUGUUCAGGCACAAUCUUUAAGAAUAUGUAGUGGAGCUUUCAGAUCUUCUCCAGUCUCAGCCAUACAAGUGAAGGUGGGAGAAAUGCCUAUAAGUUUACGAAAAUUGAAAUUAACUAUGAAUUAUUGGAUAAAUCUAAAAGGGCAUUCAUAAUUACAUCCUGUAAAAGACAUAUUGAAGGAUUGCUGGGAAUAUGGGAAAAAUGAAAUUAAAAGUUUUAGUUGGACAGCAACUAGAGAUGCUACGAGUUUAGGUAUUACAGAAAUCUCAGUUAGUCCCUCUGUUGUAAUGCCGAAUAUUCCUCCUUGGAUGCUUCCUAUGCCUCAAGUAGAUUUUCAUCGUCAAUAUAUGGUUAAGAAUGAGAAAACAAUCUAAGGAGUUUGUUGUUCAACAAUAUCUAGACCAAAAUUACUCUUCAAUGCUCCAUAUCUUCACAGAUGGCUCUAAAGAUCCUAUAUCAGGAAAUUCAUCUGCAGCUGUAUAUAUCCAAAGAUUACAAGUCAAAAUUCAGAAAAGGAUAACUCAUUUUGUAUCAGUCUUCACAACAGAGCUAAUAGCAAUUUUAUUAGCUAUUCAAUGGGUGGAGGAAGUUAAGCCUACUAGGGUAGUCAUCUGUACUGAUUCCUUGUCAGCUUUAAAUAGUUUAAUAAGUGAACAAUCAACAUCAGGGAGGAAUUUAAUCUAUGAAGUACUUAUAAAUCUGCUUAGGAUUCAGGAAAUGGGUAUAGACCUGAGGUUCCUAUGGGUACCUGCACAUGUAGGAGUACUAUGGAAUGAGAUCGUCGAUAAACUGGCCAAACAAGCAUUGAAAUUUAUGAACGUUGAGGUACAAAUUCCACUGAGCAAAGCAGAAAUAAAAGGAAGAAUUAAAGAACACAUGAAUAAAAAGUGGCAGGAAAUGUGGGACAAUAAUUUAAAGGGCAGACACCUAUACAAUAUUCAAAAACAAGUUGGCAAAGGGAGAAUAUGUUUUACCAAUAGAAAAGAAGACAUAAUAAUUACUCGACUUCGAAUUGGACAUUCUGGUUUAAAUCAUUCAUUAUUCAUAAUAGGGAAACAUCAGUCAGGAUUAUGUACAACAUGCAGUAAAGCAGAGAAUAUUGAGCAUGAACUUCUACAUUGUGCAUUAUAUUCCAAAGAAAGAGAAGAGUUAUUUAAGAAACUGAGAAACAUGGGAAUAAUUAAUUUUACUAUAUCAAAUCUGUUAAGUUGUGCCUCGAGGCAGUCAAGUACUAUGAGAGAAAUUCUUAGGUAUCUGAAGAUAACAGGAUUGGAAAGCAGAAUAUAAAUUUCAUAUUAAUACUACCGGUUGGUUUAUUUAUGUAAUUAUUAUUAUUUAGUUAUAUAUUUAUUUAUAUUUAAUUAUUUAUAUUUAAUAUAUAUAUAUAUAUUUCUUUUUACUUCCUUCCCGUUAAUGUUUCGUACCCCAGUCCAGUCGGUGGUGGUAAUACACCAUAAGUUGGCUUGUCAACCGCCAUUAAAUCAUACAAGAAGAAGAAGAUCAAGACUUUUAUUUUGGUACGCCGCUGAGACGUCAUAAGGAAGCGUCGCGCUCCUGUGUCUGUUGUGAUUCGGCUGAAGAAAGAUUGUCCAAACAGACAGAAAAACUCCUGAGAUCCUCACACUGUUAUAAAGAUGGAGUUUA